AUGCUAUUCGUGAACACUGCUAUCCAUGAACACUAUGCUAUACCUGCACACUAUGCUAUCCAUGAACACUAUGCUAUACCUGCACACUAUGCUAUCCAUGAACACUAUGCUAUACCUGCACACUAUGCUAUCCAUGAACACUAUGCUAUACCUGCACACUAUGCUAUACCUGCACACUAUGCUAUUCGUGAACACUAUGCUAUCCAUGAACACUAUGCUAUACCUGAACACUAUGCUAUCCAUGAACACUAUGCUAUCCAUGAACACUAUGCUAUACCUGCACACUAUGCUAUUCGUGAACACUAUGCUAUCCAUGAACACUAUGCUAUACCUGAACACUAUGCUAUCCAUGAACACUAUGCUAUCCAUGAACACUAUGCUAUACCUGAACACUAUGCUAUCCAUGAACACUAUGCUAUACCUGCACACUAUGCUAUCCAUGAACACUAUGCUAUACCUGCACACUAUGCUAUUCAUGAACACUAUGCUAUACCUGCACACUAUGCUAUCCAUGAACACUAUGCUAUACCUGCACACUAUGCUAUCCAUGAACACUAUGCUAUCCAUGAACACUAUGCUAUACCUGCACACUAUGCUAUUCGGGAACACUAUGCUAUCCAUGAACACUAUGCUAUACCUGCACACCAUGCUAUUCGUGAACACUAUGCUAUACAUGAACACCAACUCUUCCCGAACACUACACUAUUCCUGAACAGUAUACUGAAGGAUGACCUCGGGGGCUUCAAGGAUGACCUCGGGGGCUUCAAGGAUGACCUCGGGGGCUUCAAGGAUGAUCUCGGGGGCUUCAAGGAUGAUCUCGGGGGCUUCAAGGAUGACCUCGGGGGCUUCAAGGAUGACCUCGGGGGCUUUAAGGAUGACCUCGGGGGCUUCAAGGAUGACGUCGGGGCUUCAAUAAUGACCUCGGGGCUUCAAGGAUGA
Molecule: messenger RNA, 939 nt
Organism: Procambarus clarkii (red swamp crayfish)
Lineage: Eukaryota; Metazoa; Arthropoda; Malacostraca; Decapoda; Cambaridae
Source: RefSeq, a predicted model, not a curated record